Molecule: messenger RNA, 5362 nt
Organism: Cynoglossus semilaevis (tongue sole)
Lineage: Eukaryota; Metazoa; Chordata; Actinopteri; Pleuronectiformes; Cynoglossidae
Gene: efs
Product: embryonal Fyn-associated substrate
Exons: 9
Coding region: 479-3289 (936 amino acids)
Biological process (GO): cell migration; cell surface receptor protein tyrosine kinase signaling pathway
Cellular component (GO): plasma membrane; cytoplasm
Molecular function (GO): protein binding
Source: RefSeq, a predicted model, not a curated record
GACCAUUUUGUUGUCAUCAUCGAACAUGAUUGAAUGUCGAUGACCGCAGACUUUCUGCUUGAAUAGAAGUGAAUUUCAUGGUGAAAUUAAACGCAUACUGAUAACGGCGUUUUCCACGAUAAGGCCAGAAAAACAGGAACGUCAUGCAGGUGUACAAGGAGGCCGCCGAAAGAUGAGUCGUCCCCAGACUCGGCUGUUGUGCCUCGGCAGCACCGGCUGAAAAGGACUAUGGAUCUCCAUGGAUGAGCCUGACUGACCAAGACUUUUUGUUUUUCUCUAAGACCUGACUAAGAAUUUCUUCACAUAAUGUCUGUCUCCAAUGCAGCAAAGCUACUUCAGAUGCACCAGUGACAACGACCAGCCAUAAAGAGGAGUUUAAAUCCAGCACUGGGUCUGAUAGACGGUUUUGGCUAAGGCGCUGUUUGACAACACAGCAGAGAGCCCCGAGGAGCUGGCUUUUCGGAAAGGUGACAUCCUCAUGGUUCUGAAUCAGGAGCAGAGUGGUGGACCGGGCUGGUGGCUCUGCUCCUUGCAUGGAAGGCAGGGCAUUGCCCCUGCCAACCGCCUCCGUCUCCUUCAGACGGCUCCACCCCCCAACUCAGAUCUACGGCGCGGCCCCAGCGAGGACUCAGUUUACCUGUCUCCCUGCCACCCUCUGACUCGGUCCACCGUCAGCAGCAGUGCGGAGGAAAUUGAUGGGGUGUACCGCUCGCCGCCUGGUGUGGGUGAGGGUAGGGGAGUAGUGGUGGCUGCUGCAUUGAGACCAGGGGAGCUCCGCAGAGUUGAGGGGGGUCGUCCCCGCUCUCACUCCAGCUCAGGCAUCAGGCCCAGGCCUGACUGGGACAUUGGGGUGGCAGGGCGUCCACGCUCACCUUCCCUUAGGGGACGUGGCACAGAAUCCACAGGAACACUUUAUCAGACUCCAGUGAGUCCAGUACCAUCAGCAGCGCAGCAGUGCCGACAAACUGCAGCCCUCAUGGCUGCAGAGUCGGUCUACCUCUCCCCCAGUGCUGCUCAAAGGGCAGCAGAUGAGCCAGAGGACACUACGUAUCUGAUCCCCAGGGAAACGCUGACAACAGGACCCUCAGAAGACUGUUAUUUGGUACCGAAAGGUACACCGCUGGCAGGUGAUGAAGUUUGCCAGUGUCCUUCAGGAACAGCAGCAGUUGGAACGACCAGUGCCCCCCCUGCUGUCAGUGGUACACCCCAGGCCAAAGUGAGUCAGGACACACCUGGAAUGUAUCAAACACCCACAGCCGUGGGGGCAAAUCUCCACAGGACUCCAGCCGCUGUUUUGGCCCACCAGCAUCCAGUUCCAUCGUCCCCCUCUCAUGCAUCUCCCAGACUUAACCCUGCAGUUUCCAGGGGCAAACCUGGCCUGGCCACUCACCGCGGAUCACCUUUGUUAGUCAGGGCAGGCCAGGUCAGGGUUCCCGGAUCACCAAAUUUUGCUCGCAAACCGCCACCACCAGCACCUCCUGUGAGGGGCGUCACCAGGAAAGAUACACAACAAGCAGCGCUUUCAUCUGUUGAUGCUAAUGCUGUCCCUAAACCAACAGCUCAGAACAACUCUACUGGCCUGAUGCCGGAGGAGACGAGAGACAGACAAAAAGAGAGUUCUCAAAGUGAGGACGAGAAGACGGUCAACGGGCUGGACAGAAACAGCAGUGUGGACAAGAAGAAAGGAGAAGGUCAGGAGAAGUUACACUCUGUCAAUGAGCAGGUGUACGACACUCCUCCCACUGGUAGGUGGCAGCGUCCUGUCUUAUCUUCUAUUGGUGACGAUGAUGGCAUUUACGACACCCCACGCAGCGUCCCACCACAAGACUCUGACACUGAGGUCUACGAUGUGCCCACCAUUACUCUAAACGCCACAACAGAUGUUCACCCUGAUGAAGUCGACGAGGUCUACAGUGUUCCCACACUUCCGGGUGUUCCUCUGGGACCAGGAGAGUCCAUGUCCAGCUUGUCCACUGAGGAGGGUGCAGGACAUGUUGGACAGGUCUAUGGUGGCCCUGGAUCUGAAAAACGAGCCAGCAGCGGCUCCUCGGAGCCUGACUGUGGCAUUUACGACAUGCCUGCCUUGACUAUUGAAGUCCAGCCUCACUCCUGCUCCUCCUCCUCAUCUUCCACCUCUGCUCGGCGUCUGUCCUGUUCUAGUAAUGGUUCUGGUGACGUGACGUGGCGAGCUUCCCUCUCCAGCCUGGUCCAGUCGGUGCUGAGUGCGGCCUCAACCUCGGCCUCCACCCUGUCGUCACGAGACCUGGCCACAUCACUGGCAGAAAUCCUCUCCACCUGGAAGGCCAGUCACCUCGGUGACCCCCCACCUCCUCUGCAGCAGGCGUGGGCACGUCUCUCAGACCUGCUGCCAGCUUUAUCAGCAAUAGGCCCUGCACCUCCUUCUGAAGGUCUCCUGACACUGGUUCAGCGCUCCCUUGAGGAAAGCGCACUCCUUUUACAGGCUCAGGGCCGGCCCCGUUUACCUUCCCAGGAAUCCCUGUCCCGUAGACCGUUGCCUGCGCUCCCGGUGCCUGAUGGAAAGUCACCUGGAGGUGGGAUGGGUUCUCGAAAAGGGAGCUGGAUCCAGGAGAGGCCUCUGCCGCCGACUCCACAGCCUGCUUUCCCUCUGCCUCCUGCUCCUUCAACAGUGACCAUGACAGUGGGACCUGUUGACGGAGAGGACGAUCCCAGCAAUGAGUACGCUGGUAUCGGACUGACCCCCAUCCACCCACCAGUACCUUCUGGAGACAGUGUGGGAUAUGUCAAACUCCAGGGAAAACCUGAUCUAACUGCUGAUUUUGUGGCAGAGAAUGGACAACUACAAGCCAUCACUGCAGAACCAAGGAUGACACCCUCCCCCCCUCUGCCGGUGUCCCUUUCCCUGGAGGACUCGGAGCUGCUCUCCUUCUACUCCUCUCAGAGCCUGGCCCACCUCUCCUGCCUGGCUGACGCCAUUGACGUGCUGUUCAGCAGCGUGCAGGGCAACCAGCCUCCACGCAUCUUUGUGGCCAGAGGAAAGAGUCUCAUUGUGACGGCACACAAGCUGGUGUUCAUCAGUGACACCCUCUCCCGCCUCCUUACCUCCACCGACCUCCGGACCAAGAUCACGGCCUCAGGGGGGCGACUCUGCCAGGCUUUGAAGGCAGUCGUGGUGGCAACCAAGGGUGCUGCCCAGAACUACCCCUCCGUGUCAGCCACCCAGGAGAUGGUGGACCAUGUGGCUGAACUUUCCCAGCAGGCCGCCGGCUUCUCCACUCUGCUCCAACGUCUGGCAGAAAUCUCCUCAUGAUAUAUGAUGUCAUUUUUACAGAAAAGCGUUCAAACACUCCACCUUAGUCCACUCAGAAAUGCCUUAUUUAUGGCUAGUGUCUUUGAUUAGCAGUGAUUGAAUGGUUAUUGAUCUUCUCCGCAGCUGUGAGUCAGCUGGGUCUGGACUCUGAUGGUUCUUCUAUGGUUGGAGUGUGUGCUGUUUUUAGGUCUGUCUUUAUGAACCCACCCCUGAGCUUUGACUCUGAGCACACGUGUCUUUCUCAGUAUUAACUUAUUGAAUUUUCACAGCCCCCCUGCUGUGGCUUUGAUGCUCCUUGUGAGCUGCUGAUUUUUGGAGCUUUCCUCUGUAUGUUGGCUGUCUCUCAUGAAGGCAAUGUUUCCUUCCUUCCUCUAUUUAUUCAGCUGUCCCUGUGCCCCAGAUAUAGCACAGAAGACAUCCUGACUCCGGCUUACUUUAAAACUGUUACAUUCUUUCUGUCAUAUUCAUUCUGAAGCUGUAGAGGCAGCAUUGCAUCUUUAGGGGACUUUUUAAAGAGGAAAUGAAAGCAUGUGGUGUUUUUGUAUGGAAUCAUUUUUGAGAACUUGCCAACUUGCCAUAUCACUGAAGAAACAUUUUCUCAUGUGUUCUUCCUGACAGAGACAGGAGCUGAGUCCUUUUAUUUCCAGUGACUUAACAAGAAUAAUGGCAGUUUAGUGGCAAGUUGCUUAAUAUUGUUUUCCCACGGUAGUGUCAUAAUCUGGCAGUGUUUGUGAGAAACCUGUGUACCAAGGUUGCCAGUCCCUACAUGUUCUGUUCUGUUCAGCACAGCUUUGUUUGACUUUUUCUCUCCUUGUUAUUGUCAUGUAGCCACAGUUUGUCUGCUCUUUAGCAGCAUGGCUAGAGCUCGCUCACGGAAGACUACUCCAGGAACUGUCUGCUUUUACAGUGAGGUCUAGUCACGUCCAGGAAUAAUGUUUGUAAUAAUUCUCCAGAACCUUUUUACUCUAUGCUCAGUUUGAACAGCAGUAGGUUGUUCUGAUUGUUUCUGCAUGAAUGAAUGCAGCACUACUUCUGACAUGUGAUUGGCUGAUGCGAUAUUUCAGUCAGCGGACAAUUGAAUAGGUGUACCUAUGCAGUGGCCGGUCAGUGUGCACACUGUUUCCACAGUGAAGGGGAGUUCACUGUACUGGAAACUAUUUUUUGUUUACCAAGAUGACACAUUGACACGUACCUAACAGAAGCUGUUUUGCAUGUCCAAGAUCUGGAGUGAAGCACAAUCAACUUUGGCAUCAGUGUUACUGUUUAUUUGAUCAGAAGUCCUUUGUAGUUCUGUUUUUGACUGUUUCUGUCUGACUGCCAUUAUUUACUGCAGUCAUCAGGUACAGUGUUUUUAUGGAACGUUAAACAGACUGGAAGUGUGUUUUUUAUACCUUAACACCACAGACCUUAUAUAUUAUUCACCCUUGGGCAUAGUUUUCAAUUACUUUUCAAUUAAUAUUCUGCAUUUUUAUAAUCCAGCAUAGUCUGAGUAACUAUAUUGGUAAUCUAAGGUAUUGCAUUACUCUUUUUUCACUUGUGUGGUUCAUUUUUAACCAAACGUUUGCAGUACAGUUUGUUCUUGCCGUUUUCUGUUUUGCAGUGCCACCUGGUGGAGGUUAUAACCAAUGCGCCUUCCUGCCAUAACACUAAACUGUACGAAUGAAGAAAGUAACCUUUAGCUAUAAAUAUUUAUUAUCUUAACUUUUUGCGUGAUUGUUUUUUCCCCAGUUUGCAUGGCUUUAAAUCGCUUGAGUUUUAUAUAAAUGUGCACAUACAUCACCAGGGUGAUUUUUGGUGAUGUACAAUUUGAUUUUCAUCUAUUUUGGGGAAGGGGGGUUGACAAUUUCAAUAUAUAUGCCUGUAUUUUUUUGUACAAAUAUGUUGGGUUUCUUUUUUUUUUUUUUACAGUUUUUUUAAAAACAUGUUACUUUCAUUGAUAUUUGCAGAAGAUUCAAAAAUGACUUCUGCAGUUAAACAGACAACCUCUUUUACACUACAUUGGAUGUCUCUGUGUUCCUAUUCAGAAUGCACAAAUACAACUUUUGCUAUUAAAAACAAUGUUUUGUAUUUUUA